Messenger RNA from Oncorhynchus kisutch (coho salmon), 5154 nucleotides. RefSeq names its product partitioning defective 6 homolog alpha. The coding region runs from base 274 to 1500 and encodes 408 amino acids. Gene Ontology annotation, cellular component: apical plasma membrane; nucleus; cell cortex. The record is from RefSeq and is a predicted model, not a curated record. The transcript has 3 exons. NCBI's taxonomy places the organism in Eukaryota, Metazoa, Chordata, Actinopteri, Salmoniformes, Salmonidae. Gene Ontology annotation, molecular function: protein binding. Gene Ontology annotation, biological process: centrosome cycle; establishment or maintenance of cell polarity; regulation of cellular localization.
ACCGACUGAAACAUUUCAGCUGACCCCACGCACGACCCCAUCCCCGCCUUCAAUCGGCGUGUCUAGUUGACGUCAUUGUUAUUGAGGCAGUGUAGCUCUGCCCAUCGCGAGGACAACAUUUUCCAUCACAGAUCUGAUUCCUACUACAGAACCAGGACUGUUUAAGGACUGCUGUACCUGUGCGUCUAUCAGCUCGCAUGGUGCUGCGAGCAAAUGCGCUUACGACGAAGUGACUGACUGCCUGCUUAAACCUGUUUCGAGGAAAGCCUGUGGAUGGUCCUAUCCACUGGGGUUCAACGCGCUAACAUGUCAAGGUACCAGAGGACCCCCUUGAAAAACACUGACAAUGUGGUCGAGGUCAAGAGCAAAUUUGAGGCGGAGUACAGACGUUUCGCUUUGAAGAUGAGCGGCACCUGUGGCUUUCAGGAGUUCUACCGGCUGCUGCAGACCGUUCACCACAUCCCCGGUGUGGAGGUGCUGCUGGGAUAUGCUGACAUCCAGGGUGACCUGCUGCCAAUCAACAAUGAUGACAACUUCUACAAAGCCCUCUCCUCAGCCAACCCACUGCUCAGGAUCAUCAUCCAGAAGAGAGAUGUGGAUGAGCCUGUGGUCUUUGCCACCAACUCCCUGCAGAGGAGGAAAAAGGGUCUGGCAGGGUUGCGCCCGGCGCAGCAGAAGGCCAAACCAGGCCUGAUGAUUGGCCUUCCCCAGGAUUUCCGCCAGAUCUCCUCCAUCAUCGAUGUCGACAUCCUGCCCGAGACACACCGGCGUGUCCGCCUGCACAAGCACGGUACCCACAAGCCCCUGGGUUUCUAUAUUCGGGACGGCGUGAGCAUGCGGGUCACGCCUCAGGGCGUGGAGAAGGUGCCUGGUGUCUUCAUCUCGCGGCUGGUGCGUGGAGGCCUGGCUGAGAGCACAGGCCUGCUGGGGGUCAACGAUGAGAUCCUGGAGGUCAACGGCAUUGAUGUGGCCGGCAAGUCUUUGGACCAGGUGACAGACAUGAUGGUGGCCAACAGCCACAACCUGAUCGUGACGGUGAAGCCAGCCAACCAGCGCAACAACGUGGUGCCCCGGGCAAGCAGGGUCUCGGCAGGGGGCAACAGCUCCUCUGGAUCCAUAGGCUCCGCAUUCUCCCAUGACUCAGCCCCCAGCACUGCCUCUCAGAGUGUCAGUCACCAUAGCAACAGUAACAGCGUGGCGGAGGGCGACAGCGACGAGGACGGAGACGGAGACCUUAUCAUUGAGACUGACAGCCUGCCACCUUACCUGCCCCAUCGCUGUGUGUCCAAUGGUAACGGCAGCCACAGAGAGUCUCCAUUGUCCUCGUCACUGGGGCAACGGCCCCUCCCCCAGAGCAUGUCCCUGCCCAGCAGCGGCUCUCUUUCAGACAGCAAGGCCUCCCUGAGCUCCAUGACCACCCCUACACACAACGGCAGCCCCACCAAGACCAGCAGCAGCCAGGAGAGCAUGAGAGAGGAUGGGAACAUCAUCACACUGUAAAACCCGGACAUUAAUAACAGAAGACAAAACAUCACAAUUGGAGAAAAUCAACACACAAACGUUAUCUGAACAUAAAACAACAAUUUGAAUUGUUACCUCAUAACAGAAAACAACUCAUAACAAUGAUAAAGGCAAUGAUGAUGGCUUUAACUUAAAAGUAUCUGAUGUGUAUUCCAUGCAACUAAACACUGUGGAACCAGCAGUCGUCAUGUAAUGAACUCAGUGGUCAGUGUAGUGUGAAUCCUGAUGCCUACUUACUACAAAACAAAUGAUGAUCGCUGUCACCACCACCAUAAUGGAAGUGCCUUACGGCUUUCCGCACAACUCGCCUUAUUUUUAUCACUUUUAUUUUACUUUCAAACAAGACCACCUCUCACUUCGAUUCUAAACAGUGCCGUUGGGUGUCAGUGCAAAGGUAAAGAUUGGCAGAAGGAGAAGCAGACAGAAUGUGAAAUGUUAUGUCUGUCUGUCUGUGUGCAACAGCCCUUUUCUCUUGCUCAUCCUGCAUUCUGCAAUACUUCCUCAGCAUGUCCAAACAGUGUGUUCUCUUCCGUGUCUGUGACAAUCAUUGCUGAUUGUGCUGCUGGUUGUUCGGCUGCUGAGCUGACAAUAGCUUUUAUCAGAGAGGAAUAGGCGACGCAAGGUUUUACAAAAUCUGUCCAUGAAAAUAAGCCCACAAAGUGAGGAAUUUUUGUAUGAAGGUGCAUGAGUGUUGAAUUUUGUCAUCAGAAAAUGCAAUUGCUAAUUUGCUAGGUGAGGCUUAUUUUAUCGAAUAGAAAUUUCGUAAUGGUUAGGUUGUUACGAAUGCACUGAUAUGAGUGGACACACGUAGCGUUUCGGCAACUUACCCAAAAACAACUUUAUAUCAGAGAAGUGCCUGUUGUCAUAGAGAUAGAGGACUCAUCAUGGAUAUAACCCGUUUUACCAUGGACAUUGCCAUUGAGGGCUUCCACCAUUUUAAAGUAGUCAAUUGGGUUGGGAUUUUUAUGAGUUGGAGGCAAUAAGCCAAUGAAGAAAACUGACUACUUUAAAUAGCCUAUGGUGGCACAAAUACAAGUAAGUGUCCUCUAUCUAUCUCUAUGGUCUGUUGUUCACACGCGUCUGCCCGCUUAUUGGCUAGAAUGGUCCCACCUGAUCUUGCCUCCCAUCUUUGAGGACAUGUAUUUCCAUUGUUAGUGCUCACUCAAAUAUCUUGUCAAUAUAAUAGACAGUCUUUGCUUUUAUUCCUCUGAUUAGAAGUCAUUGUGAAUUGGAUUCACAUACAGCACAUCUCGAAACAUACCGGUCUUCCUCUGCUCAUCCCCAGGAGGAAUGUCAUGGUAUUACUGUACACACAACACAACAAAGUCAAGUGAGGCUUUUACAAUGUGUGCUUUGAUCCCUGGGUCCCUUCUGAACAUCCCUACUUCAAUUCAAUACACAAAGUUAUGGCAUAUCAUACUCUUUUCAAGGAAAAUAUGUAAUGCGGCUGUUAAUCAUCAUGGUGUUAGUAUAGGAAAUAGGAGGGAAAUAUGGUCCCCUGUGUCCCGAUGUAGAGGUAAAAUCAUAUUUAUUUGACUUUCAGAUAGUGACAAAGUUUACACACUGACAAGGGGUUGCAUUAUAGCAGUAUAUCCAACCAAUUGAAUCUGACUCAGAACCAUCUUCAAGAGAAUACCACUGUCUUUUAUUUACUUUACAGCCACCAAACACUUGCCUAAUCUAAAACAUAGUCAGGUGAUCUGGCUUUGUAUUCCUCUCUCAUAGUAUCUGCUUCAGUGAAGUCAGGGGUUGCUUGGAGUUAUAGAGGUCCCAGGAUGAAACAUUAGAUCCUGGAGAAUUUCCCUGGCAGACUUGCUAUCUUGCUUUUAGAGAAACCAAUUCCAUUUCCUUCAGGACAAGGUUUCUCUCCCCUGAAAAUUUGACAGAGGGGGAACACAACAGAAAUAACAUGGAGUGCUGUUGCUCCAGAAGGUCACGGCCUCUUAUAGACCCAGUUCUCUUCAGGCCCACUUGUGACUGCCGUGUUUUUGUGUAAAAUAAGGAAAUUCCUUUCAUGUUUGAAAAGCCUAGAGCUCUGCACAUUGGGACCUUGUUCAUACAAUUAACUCCCUUCUUGAUAUCUAAACCAGAGGAGCAUGGGGAGGGAAGGAGGAGAGAGUUCCUCUUACUUUUGAGGCUUUGGGGAUCAUCUUGCAGGGAGAGCUGUGAGGCAGACGGUCUAAAAUCUACAAGCUUGGCCUCCCGAGUGUUGCAGCAGUCUAAAGCACUGCUUCACAGUGCUUGAGGCAUCACUACAGACCUGGGUUCGAUCCCAGUCUGUGUCACAACCUGCCAUGACCGGGAGUCCCAUAGGGCGGUGCACAAUUGGCCCAGCGUCGCCCGGGUUAGGGGAGGCUUUGGCUGGGGGGGCUGUACUUGGUUCACCGCGCUUUAGCGACUCCUUGUGGCAGGCCGACUUCGAACAUCAGUUGAACGGUGUUUCCUGCAGCUGGCUUCCGGGUGUUAAGAAGGUCAUGUUUCAGAGGACGCAUGACUCUACUUUCGCCUCUCCCGAGUGAGUUGCAGCGAUGAGACAAGAUCGGAAUUGAAAUUGGGAGAAAAAGGGGGUUUAAAAAAAACUCCAAGCUUAUGGUUGUUGGUUCUGACCCUCACUACUCCUGAACACAAGGGCCCCCUGACCCUCUGUUAGUACUGGAGUGAAGGAAAACUUUGACUGCCCUCACAGCUAGCAAUGCCCACGACCUCCAGGCUAGUUGAUGGGCUGUGUCUGUUUCUGGCUGUGUCUUAAUGUCUGGAGUGAAUCACAGAGACAGCAGGAGCAUCAGAUGACCUACCACACCAGAAGGACAAUAUUGUGUUUUACAUGGACAUGAUGUAGCUGUAGGUCAGCACUCAAUCUGGAACCAACUGGAAUAUCACUGGAAUAACACGAGUUCAUUAACUCCCCAUCUUAAUGUUGACUUAGAUUAUUGAAUUGACCAAUAAGACACAACAAAACCAGCAGAGCUGGUUAUUGUUUUACUAGAGCUGCAGUUGUGUGGGUCACUGGCACUGCUGCACCAGGUGGCAGCCAGGUAGCAUGGUACAUUAAUUAACCUGAGAAUGAAGAUGUUCACUUUGAUAAGAGGGGAGGGGCAAUUAUCUAUUGAAAGAGGCCAUCAUAAGAUGCAUUUUUAAAAAUGGUUAUCUUUAUAGUCCAAGAAACACAAGUACAUAGUCCUUGGACAUCCUUGUAGAAAAUACAAGAGAAUCACCUUCACAGACACAGUAUGGUCUUUUAAUCUAUUUACAGAAAUCUGCACUCAUCUAUAACAGAAAAGCUACCACGUACUAUACUGAAUAAUAUUUUCAUGUAUGUAAUUGUAUAUGUAUAGAUACAAAUGAAAAAUUAUAUAAACAAGGGAUUUUUUUUUAUUCACUGGGAGAUUUUGUUGGAAAAUAACAUUUUAUAAAUGUGUAAAAUAUGGAGUAUUUUUCUUAUUCUUGUACGUUUAUUUGUAUAUGAGAAUCCUGGAGAGGACAUUUCUAUUUCUUUGAGUACCGGGAACCAAACGGAGGAACAAAGUGUUUAUAUAAAUCUGAUGGGUCAGGGUGUACAAUACUGUGAAUGUCAUAUAGAGAUAUGCUGUUUGUGAAAUUACAUAUUAUAAUAAAAUAUUAUUUUAAAAAAAA